UAUUUUCAAGCUUUAUCGUAUAUCGACACUUGCUAAAUCAUUCACUUGUUUCACCAAUGAUACUUACACGUAAUAGUAAUUCUUAUCUACUACACUUACAUUACUUUAUCUACCGUAUUUACAAAAUUGGCGUCGUGAAAAUAUAAUCAUAGAAACGACAACACGAACACUUUGUCCGCGAUUCAUGACCAUACUGAAGUUCGUCUGCUUCAAUACUACCGGCGUAUUAGCAUUGUUUACGUAUAAUGAGUUCGUGGAUACAAAAAAUUAAAUCGAUUCCAAUGUAUAUGGAUUAUGACGGUCAAGCUCGGGCAGAAAAAUUAUCGACAGAUAUUAUAACACUUUUCGGGGUAGUUGGAUUAAUAUGGGGAUAUAUUAUCCAACAAUUCUCUCAAACAAUGUACGUACUUGCUGCAGGAUUUAUGAUGGCUGCUUUAAUUACAGUACCAUCAUGGGCCAUGUACCGUAGUAAACCUCUAGACUGGCAGAAGCCACAGUCUCAUUGUCUGUUAAUAGAUUGUAAAUGCAGUGAAACCGCAGUAUCUGUGCUUUCAGGUAUUCGUGGUUCAAAAAAAAUUACAUAGAAAAUUUUUAAAUUCAUCAAUAAUAGUAUAAUCAUCACUUAUGUCAUUCACUUUA
Messenger RNA from Habropoda laboriosa, 639 nucleotides. RefSeq names its product signal peptidase complex subunit 1-like. The transcript is spliced from 3 exons. The record is from RefSeq and is a predicted model, not a curated record. Gene Ontology annotation, cellular component: endoplasmic reticulum membrane; signal peptidase complex. The coding region runs from base 246 to 584 and encodes 112 amino acids. NCBI's taxonomy places the organism in Eukaryota, Metazoa, Arthropoda, Insecta, Hymenoptera, Apidae. Gene Ontology annotation, biological process: protein targeting to ER.